AUGCAACCAGCCCCAACUCUUCUGACUACUCUACUGAUGCUGCCCCUGGUUAUCCAAGGACAGCCUCAGCUGGUAAGACGUGUGCCAGGCUCCUUGGAUAAAGAUGGCCUAUGCUAUUGUGUGGUUUACCUGCCCAACAAUGUCAUCACCUUGAAACAGUUGGAACAGCUACAGAGUACAGCCCAAGAGCUCCUGAGCAAGUAUGAGCAGGAGCUGUCCAGGGUCAGUGAGUAUGCACGCACCAUUGAAGACAAUGACAAUCAGAUCCUAGAAAUGAAUGGCGCCCUGAAGUCCAGAAAUCCUACUGCCCCUGCUGUCUCCUAUGAGUCCCCAGCCUUCAAUCUGCUGCGCCUGGAGCUGGAGGGAGCACAGGAGUUGGUGGCCCAGCUUAAAGCGAAGGGAAGGGCUGGGGACAUCCUCUACCAGCUCCAGAGCCAGGUGGCUAAUGCCAGCCUCACACUCAAGCUUCUGGCUGACUCUGACCAGCGCAGCUUCCGAGCUCUCCGCCAGGAAGUGGAUGUCCUUCAGAGCCGUAUAAGUGAAUGUGAGAGGGAGAAGGCGCAAGAAGAGGCCUCCAGAAACCCUGACCAAAUCCUGCCCCCAGGUUCUUGUGCUCAUGGAGGGCUCCAGAAAGUCAGUAGACCCAUUGUGGUGCAGCUCAAUUGGAGAGGCUUCUCUUACAAGGCAGGAUCCUGGGGCCGAGACUCAGCACCCAACUCAUCCUCUUCCCUCUACUGGGUGGCUCCUCUGCGUACAGAUGGCAGGUACUUUGACUACUACCGACUGCACAAGUCUUAUGAUGACCUGGUACUGCUGAAGAACUAUGAGCAGCGGAAGAUGGGCUUUGGUGAUGGCAGUGGCAAUACUGUGUACAAGAACUUCAUGUACUUUAACUACUACGGCACAGGUGAAAUAGCCAAGGUGGACCUUUCUUCCAACAGCCUGGUUCUGCGGCGCCCGUUGCCUGGCGCCACCUACAACAACCGCUUCUCCUAUGCUGGUGUGCCCUGGAAGGACUUAGAUUUUGCCAGUGAUGAGAAGGGGUUGUGGGUGCUCUAUGCUACAGAAGAGAGUAAGGGCAACCUGGUUGUGAGUCGCCUCAAUCCCAGCACCCUAGAUGUGGAAGAAACCUGGCGCACCAGCCAGUACAAGCCAGCCCUAUCCGGGGCCUUCAUGGCCUGUGGGAUGCUCUAUGCCUUACGCUCUCUGAGCACCCGCCAAGAGGAGAUCUUCUAUGCUUUUGAUACUACCACUGGGAAGGAGCACCAUCUCAGCAUCCUGCUGGAUAAGAUGCUGGAAACGCUGCAGGGCAUCAAUUACUGCUCCUUAGAUCACAAGUUGUAUGUCUACAAUGAUGGCUACCUGGUCAAUUAUGACCUCAGCUUCCUGCCACUAAAGCAUUAG
Molecule: messenger RNA, 1404 nt
Organism: Myotis lucifugus (little brown bat)
Lineage: Eukaryota; Metazoa; Chordata; Mammalia; Chiroptera; Vespertilionidae
Product: olfactomedin-4
Exons: 6
Coding region: 1-1404 (467 amino acids)
Biological process (GO): signal transduction
Source: RefSeq, a predicted model, not a curated record